GUACAACUCAACAACGGUCUCCCAAGUACGGCUGGUGGUUGACUUUUGGAGGGGUGUAGACGAUUUGCUUCUCUGUGUCGACGCCUGACCAACUAAAAUAUUACAUUGGCAUUUAUCAUUUUCAGUUGCUUUGAUGGUUUCAUUGAAGAUUCUGGAACUGCACUAAAAAGGACAACCUGUCUUCGCGCAACAUGAAAUACCAGAGCAUCUGAAAGAUGAUCCUGGAUUCCUCUUGGACGACAUCACCCAUCUCGAACACUGAACGGACUUCAGCUACGGACUGAAGACCUACAGGGCGCCACCACCAUGACCAUGAAGGCCGCCAAGGCCUUGAAGGGCCUGAAGACCCUAUCUGCGGAUCAGAUAGGUGUCCUAAAGAGUGUGAAGGCAUCUGAAAUGAGUAGUGAUAUCCGCUGUCAGAACCAUGCAGAGAAAGAAGCACUACGGAAACAGAUCAACAUCUGGUAUCAAGACCAACACGAGGCAGUGAAGAAAUUGUCUCAAGAUCAACAACAUGCUUUCAGGAAUCUCAUCAAAUUCCAGAACGAAAAGAGAAAGAUACAAAGACAGUCAUACAUUCAGAAACAACGCGCAAUCCAGCAAACGCUUCGAGAACAGGCCAUCAAAGACAGGGAAGCCGCCGCGAGAAAGUUUCUUGAGAGCACUAUGAAGAAGGGGAAGAAGAAAAUUGUGCAAAGACAAAAGGACAAAUUGGAGACAAAACUUGAAGAUAUAGAUGAGAAUGAUGACAUUGAUGUUGAAGAUGAAAACACACAGCAAUCAGUUGGUGAUAGAUCAGAGGACGAAAACUUCAGGAUAGUUGAAGAAAAUAAGAACCAAAGUGAGGACAAAAAUCAGGGGGAAGUUCCUGGACGAGAUUCAGUCGACAGCGGCAUUGCAACAAAUUCAGUUGACUCUCAAAACUCGUUUGCCAAAAUUGCCGAGAAACUGCCUCACCAUCAAUCAGUAAAACUAAAGGACUUCGUAGGCAAGAGAGAAAGAAAAGUGACAUUUGUGGAAGAAAGGACAAGUGACGUAGAUGCCAAUUCGGAUAUUGACGACAUUGAAGAAAGAAAAUAUGUUGAUGAUCAUGAGAGCAAUGACGUGAUGGUAAAACCUAUAAGCAUAUCACACCACCAAGUGACUGUUAUUGAUGGGGAAACGGGACACUCAGAAAUCCUUCCUCGGCAGAAAACUCACAUUGUCGAUGAAUCUCUUUUCCUUAGGAACCAAGUCGGCGGCCUCUCUCUCAGAUCAAACAGAAUGCCCGAUAUUCAUCGGGCCCAUCUUAGACCCAGUACAUCAGAGAGACAGCUACGGGAUGAUGGUGGGGUUGCCAUGCCAACAAGGACGGACUCCGAUCUCGAUCGCAUUGAUGCGAUCGCACGCGAAAAUGGAAAGUCACACUACGCAGACGACACUGUUACACUCUCGCGAAUGAACACAACAAGCUCAAUCUUGCCGCCAAUUAGGGAAGAUGCACAGAUCAAUAGGCAACCGGACGAGACGCAGGAUCGUUUAGGAGCGAUCGAUGUCAUCACAGGAAGGACUUAUCACGUGGGUAGCGACAAUUCCGUUGUUGAUGCAUCUCCUGCCAAAAGUUUUCCAUCGUCUGUCGGUGAGAAGAUUCCUGAUCAGUCGGUGAAUGGAAGCGAUGAGGAAGAAGUGCAUAACGCUGGGAAUGAUGACGAUGAGGUGGAAAAGAGAGACAAAAUUCGAGAGAAGAGGAUGAGAGAAAGACGAAAGUUGGAGGAUGACAUGCAUAAAUACCAUGUGGGAAUUGCCAAUAGGACGUUUAAAAUACCAGAAUAUGAAGUCCCUCCCGUGUCUCGUGUUCCCGUAUACACUCGUAACUCGGUUGGUAGUCUGGUUGCCAGCGAGAAAACCGUUCGACUCGCCUCCGAAGAUUUUAAACUUCCUUCCCGGCGUCAGGAGUAUCUUAUUAAGAAAGCUCUCGAGUGGGAGGAAGCGAGGAAGGAGGUCAGGGAGAAAAAACUCAAAGAAUUUCUUGCCAAGAUGAAAGAUUUAGAACAAAGCCUACCGACGAAAAUUGACCGAAGCAAAAUAGGAAGUCGCCGGGAACCAUUCCAGACACAGAAGAGAGAUAGUAUCAGCCACAAUAGUAUGAAAUCAACCGUUUUUGGUCGCGCUUUGGCAACAGGGACCAAGUACACCGGAGAAUCCACCGACGUCAACGACCUCCGGAACUGCCGUUACAUUCGCCAGACGAGCAUUGAUAACCCAUCGAGUAGUCUGGAUGAGUCUUAUGAAGCAAGGAGGAGAAAAAGAGCCCUGGAUAAGGUCUCGAGUUGGGGACCACUUGGUGCGCCACAUGGUGGGUCUUCCAGGACGAAGAAAAGAACUUCAAGACCUUAUGUGUCAAUAUGACCAAUGGCUUAGCCGAAUGUGAACAGGAGGGGGGUGAGACAAUGUGUCCCUGAGGGCAUGCCGAAAAAAUUGCUCGUCUUAUGUGAAGGGUAUUAUAUGCAUGAUUCUUGCAUUUGAAAGCAAAUGAAAUUAAUGAGUGAUUAUGUAUCCUAUCGGUUUGAGGGUUUUGCAUGUGGCUAAACCAAAAACAUAUUUUUACUUGCCAAAAUAUUGUGCAGAAAAGUUCUGACGGAAGAAUUUUUCUUUUAAUCCGCACGCAACUCAUGUUCGCCUCCAACACAGUUAUCUCGAUAGUCGAUAGAAAUUUCAUAGACCAACAGAGUUGUUGGAGUCGACAAUUUGUUUAUAUACGCCGAAAAAUUAUCGCAAUGUGCUGAAAAAUAUCGAUGCACAGGAGUUUCUUAAUGAUGCCGAUAAAUUUUCACAUACGCCGAUAAUAUGCUCUAGCAACGGAGCGCCGAAUUGUCACACGAGUCUAUAGCAAUUUUCAUUUGAGUGAGUCGGGAAAUUUGUUGGAAGAAGAUAUUUUGUACAAAGACGACAAAUUGUUUUGAGAACCAUUAACGAAUUAUGCAGAAUAGCAGGCCAUGUUUCAUGAAGAUGACAAUCAUGGGAUCGGGAGCCUAAUAAUGAUUGUCGCAAAAAAGGAGAACUGUGAGUGUCGGCUUCUUCACAACUGUAGAUAAAGUCAGGGGCCCCUGAUUUUAUCUGUAGUUCUGAAGAAGAGGUAUAUACACAGGGCGUUUAAAGUUAGCGUGUAAGAAUAAAAAACCAUCACACCCAAACACAAAGUAUUUCCAUCGUACUUUGUCUAAUGUUGAUCUGAAAACUGGAUCAGUUCCGAUCUAGUCAAUUUUGAACCUGAUCAGCCUGACUCGGCAAGGAUAUCGGGCCAAUCUACUUUCUUUAGGGUGAUCGACAAUUAACACUCUCACUCCCUGCUCGAAUAUUUUGGACAUGUCCAAAUGCCUCCUACAUGGAAUUCAACCAAGCUAAUAGACCAAUGUAUUGAAAUCGAUUCCCUUGCAUAGCUUGAUCUACCAGUUCGAUAAUACUCUGAUCAUACUUCAUGCUAUAGGUUGAUGUCGAUCAGAUCAACCCGAUCAGUCUAGAUAAAGCCCGAUCACCCUGUUCGGCAGUGGGAAUCUUAUGGUACCUUUACCUUAUGAGGAUAUCGUAUAUUAAUCAUUAUAAGGUGAAAUGGUAAUUCGACAUUGGGAACCUAUAUACUUUUAUAUUAUAAUGGUGUAGAUUCUCACUGCUGAACUGACCAACUCGAUCAAACCCAGUGGGUGUUUCAUAAAGUUCACUUCCGAGUACGACUAGUCAUCUUUUCUUUUGGAACGACAUCAACAUCAAUAAAGAUCUGGGCCCCGUUGUACAAAGAGUUACGAUUGAUCCGAUCAAUCGUAACUCUAUGGAAAUCCAUUAGUGUCAUAAUUUUUUCUACAGGAAAUUUGCAAAAUGUCCUUUGUAAUCAAAGGAUAACACCCCAAAUUGUCAAGAAAUCAAUGAAUUUAUGGAUAUGCAUUCAUAUCUAGAAUUUUUUUUGAACAAACAUGCAUUUCGUAUGUUGACUUUGCUGGCUUGCCAUAGUUAUGAUCGAUCGGAUCAGUCGUAACUCUUUGUACAACGGGGCCCUGGUGUGUAUCAUUUGCCGCAAGAAAUGAUCCCCAGUCAUUUUGUUAACUGGUAAAGUCGCUUCUAACUUACGAUCCGCUUUAUGAAACACCCAGCUGAUCAGAAUCUUUUCCUCCAUAUUAUUCUUUUCUUUUUUUCGGUACCGUUACCAGAGUCAGGCUACCGUGGACGGCAUCAGUCUACCUUGAUCGACAUUGCUCUGCUAACAUAUACAGAUAUUUGAACCUAUCCAAAAUGUUCAAGAAGGGAGGCAGAGUUCUGUCAAUUGAUAUACUGAUAUUUUAUUGAUUUUCUGACAUCGAUACAUUAUUAUCAAAGUAUUAUCGCACAAAAUUGAGGCGGACUAAGUGAAGAUUCUGUCAAAGGUCUAGAACUAUGCGGCAUGCCAACUAAGCUGAACAUCCUUGUUCCUGGCUAUAGACCCAAUUCAAGUCAAGGGUAUGUUAUUAGUUCUCAGGAAUUUCAGCAAACAUACAAAAAUUAACACUGAUCAAUGGGAUCGUUGCACAAUCAAACGCAACUCGACUUUCCAUCAAUCAAAAGUGUUCGCGUCGGGAAUUGUGGUUGAUUUUGUAACUCGGCUUCAAACGCAACUUCUGCAGUGGAUCCCAUAUGAAACAUUGAUUUAAUAAUGGAUGAUUAACGACUGCAAAUCCAUGGGCCUCGUUUUAUUUUGAUUGAUUGAUUUGUUUAUAGUGUCAUUAUCAUUAAAAAAAAUGUGUUUGUCAUUUUAUGGCAUAAUAAAUUAAAAUGAUAUAAACACCAGUCAAUGAAAGGUGAACGAAAGUAAUCAAACUGUUCCGCUUUUGAAUAAUUUUUUUCAUUGUUUUAAUAAUUUUUCAAAAUAGCAAAUGAUCUUUUUGAGAAAAUGAAGAAAGAAUGUGAUACCAUUUCGAAGAAUAUGCAAAAAAAUACAGAAAAUUGCAAAGCUGAUAUACUACAGUGAGUUAUUUGCUUGAAACUUGCCAAAUAGUUUAUUUCUCAAGCAUGCAUGGGUAUCUCAAUAGAUUUAUACACCAGUCGUGUAUCGUGGAUGCCAAUAAUUUAUUGAAAUUAUGUAGUCGAAAUGCGUAAUAGCUAUUGUGCCAUGAAUGGCAUUACCAAUAAUCGAAAAGCAGUAUUAGCAAAUCGAACCAUUUACUGAAUCGUUGAUUUUGGUUUUACAGACGUUUAUCGAUGCUGAUUAAAUCUUCACAACUAGCUCCAUGCUGGGACAAACCAUUUUACAACACCGCCUGAUCUUAUACUGACAUAGGUGACAAAUAAUGGGGGACACAAUGAUCUGAUUGAUCACAAAUAUCACAAAUCAUUCGUUUAAUAAGACCAUUAAUUUCCACUGAAGUGAUCAAAACAAACCCGCUGAUAUUUAUUCCGGAUCAUAUCUGAACUACGCCCUGCGUGGUUAUUAAUUAUGAUUCAUAAAAUGUGCAUUCAUUGUGUAAUAAAAUCAUAUAUUGUGUGAAAAGUU
Molecule: messenger RNA, 5497 nt
Organism: Lytechinus pictus (painted urchin)
Lineage: Eukaryota; Metazoa; Echinodermata; Echinoidea; Temnopleuroida; Toxopneustidae
Exons: 7
Coding region: 307-2388 (693 amino acids)
Source: RefSeq, a predicted model, not a curated record